Darwinula stevensoni is the source of this 2326-nucleotide messenger RNA. NCBI's taxonomy places the organism in Eukaryota, Metazoa, Arthropoda, Ostracoda, Podocopida, Darwinulidae. The record is from the annotation of a GenBank genome assembly.
CAGAUGAUGAAAUGCACGACGGCCAGAACCCAACUGAGGAGAGAUGCACAACGGGAUCCGGCGAUAAGAAAAGGUUAGGAAUGAGAAAAACAGGUUCGAGAGAAACGGAGUGAAAGGCUGGCGACGGUCGUUCGAGCCCUCUUCCCGCGCGUCUGGGGAAAGCGCUGCCUUCCCUUCGGUGCAUCAAUCGACAGGCAGUUGGCGAGUGCGGCCUCGGCACGUGAGUCAAGUGGCUUCCGCGGAUCGCUCAAGCGAGCGAGGAUCGUCAAGGGUGUUUGUCCCGUAGACGUGUAUUUUUAGUUGAAUGUACUUGCAUCGCGUCUUAUAUAGAAGCAUGGGAUUGUUUUCCUUUGCCUGAUGGAAAUAAUCUGAACUAGAUAAACACAGACAUUCAAGGUCAAGUGGCCAAACUAUGAGGGACUUUGCGUAGGCUUCCGAGAUAGAUUUGCAUGGAGGAAGUCAUACGUUGUGAAAAAAUUGUUAUGAAAAAUGUCGAAUAUUAAGGGCCGUAACUGAAAGGGUUCUUCACGGUCUCUUCCUGUUUUUCCCUGUCACUUUACCUGCUCAAUUAGGGUCAAAAUAGCCCGUUUGAUCCAUGGUAUAGCUGUUCCCACCCUCGGGAAAAUUUUUAGCCGCUGUUCUCGAGAAACGUGUGAGCUAGGGCAUCAACAUUUGUGGCUAUUUUCGUAGCAAUAAGAGACUUCCUGGAAUGAAUGCUUUUUCAACCAAAUCCCCGUCGGAGGCGCAACCAGAAUCUAUCAAAUCGGAUCGAUUGGGUUGGUAGGCCUCCAUGCUGCUAGUUGCAUUACAAUUCAUCUCAUCUCUGUGAUAAGUUGAAGGAGUGACUCUCACGGGUCGAGAGAACGAAGUGGAAUGACAACGCUGCUGACAGGAGAAGCGAAGGUCUUGGGAAUCGACCGAGAGCGGAAGGUGGUCGAGGUGUGCACGGGGUCCGGGGAACGGCUGAGCCUCCCGUGGAUCUGGCUGAGGGACCACUGUCGCUCCGCGACGUCCUACAACCACCGCACCUUCCAGAGGAAGCAGGAUCUCCUCGCCAUCCCCCUUCACGUUGAGGCGACGCGUGCUCGCGUGGAAAACGACAAGCUCUUCGUCCAGUGGGACGACGGCUACGAAUCCGAGAGCCGGAUGAAAUGGCUGGCAGAAAUGAGCCCCGGCCGCGGCACCGCCCUCCGCGCCUCCGUCUACUCCAAGCGAAUCCCCUGGGGCCAGGGACAACAACUCCACGAUCGUCCCUGGGCCCGCGUCCCCUUCUCCCAACUCAUCGAUCCGGACUCGAAGAUGGAAUCGGCCAAGAAACUGCUGGAAUCGCUGUGGGUGUACGGCGUGGCCGCGGCCGUGGACGUGCCGCCGACGGUCGAGGACACCCGGAGGGCCGUGGAGGCGGUGGCGCCCAUCAUGCACACCACCUUCGGGGACAUCGCCGCCUUCGAGGCCAACCUGGAGCGCGCGGACACGGCCUACACCACCGAGUCCAUCGGGCCCCACACCGACAACACCUACUGGACCCAGCCGGCCGGCCUGCAGGUAUUCCACUGCCAGCACCACGAUGGGACCGGCGGAGAGAACAUCCUGGUGGAUGGACUGGCUCUGGCGAAUGACAUGAGCGAGGAGCAUCCGGAAGCUUAUCGAAUCCUCUCCACCGUCCCGCUUCCGGCUGAGUUUCGGGAGGACGAGGGUGGGAGGAAGAAAAAUCACUUUGCCAAUCUGGACUUCACCUUCAAGCACGAUCCGGUCACGGGGCAUCUCGUGCAGAUCCGAUACAAUGCCUACGACCGAGCUGAGAUGUCGACCCUGGAGGCCGACAAAGUGUACGAGGUCUACUCGGCCUACCAGACGCUGGGUCGCGCCAUCGCCUCGCCGGCACGCGCGUUCGAGCUCAAGCUCCAGCCGGGGACGACGCUGUUCAUCGACAACUUCAGGGUCCUCCACGCGCGGAAGGCGUUCGACGGGCGCAGGGUCAUGAUCUUCGCCUACGUCCUCCGGGACGAGUUCCUCAGCCGGUUGAAGGUCGCGGGGGUCUUCAACGGAUUGUGAAUCCAACGAGUCACCUGCAGAAUUAGUUCUCCCUCUCCUUGAAGUUUUACUUGAAAUGUGAUGGACGGUAGAUGUUUGGCAAGUUAUAACCGUUUCUGGUCCAUUUCUGAUUUUGUUAAUUUCCCGCCGUUAGUGCUUUUUUUUCAAGGCUGUAUCUGUCUGGAAAAUGGAAAAGUGAUGCAUUCUUUAACACUGAUGCGCUUUAAUGCAAUAAUCUGAUGGUCGGAUUAAGUGAAAUCCUGUGAAUGUGUUGCAAAUAUACUUCCAUGGG